Lotus japonicus is the source of this 937-nucleotide messenger RNA. RefSeq names its product flavonoid-6-hydroxylase-like. Gene Ontology annotation, biological process: defense response to other organism. Gene Ontology annotation, molecular function: iron ion binding; monooxygenase activity; heme binding. NCBI's taxonomy places the organism in Eukaryota, Viridiplantae, Streptophyta, Magnoliopsida, Fabales, Fabaceae. The record is from RefSeq and is a predicted model, not a curated record.
UAGAAGAAAGUAGAACAAAGUGAGAAACACAUAAGUUCUUGGGUUGAUAUUCAAGUGGUUUUCUUUUUAGUUUUGGGUCCUAACCAAUUGGUUAGAAGAGUUUGUUGUAUCCUGGGGAGUUAUCGCAUCUUGAGCGAAUAAACUCUUGAGGACAGUGUCAUGUGACACGCCCCAAACUGUUGUGAUUACAUUUGUAAUAUUUGGUUCGAGACCAUUACAAUUUUACUGUAUUUUCACUGCAAUAUUUCCAACAUUUGUUGCAUGCUUGCAAUAUAUUCUGCAGACGCUAAUUGCAGGGGCAACGGACACCACAACAGUGACAAUGACAUGGGCACUCUCCUUAUUACUAAACAAUCCCCACACUCUGAAGAAAGUUCAAGAAGAGCUAGACGAGCACGUAGGAAACGAAAUACCAGUAAAUGAAUCAGACAUCAACAACCUACCCUACCUCCAAGCAGUAGUCAAAGAAACACUGCGAUUAUACCCAGUUGGCCCCCUCGCCGGAGCGCGUCAAUUCACCGAGGACUGCACCUUAGGCGGCUACCAGAUCAAAGCAGGCACAAGAUUGAUCCUAAACCUCUGGAAGAUGCAUAGAGACCCGCGUGUGUGGGAAGAUCCUCUAGAGUUUCAACCGGAGAGGUUUCUUAGUAGCCGCCACAAGGGUGUGGAUGUGAAGGGUCAGCAUUUUGAGCUGCUUCCGUUUGGUGGUGGAAGAAGGUCAUGUCCUGGCAUUUCGUUUGGCCUUCAAAUACAGUUGGCUUUGGCUGGUUUUUUGCAAGCGUUUGAGGUUGCGACGCCGUUGAAUGAGGAGGUUGGUAUGAGUGCCACGUUUGGACUCACUAAUAUUAAGACCACCCCACUUGAGGUUGUGGUCAAACCUCGUUUAUCCUCUCAACACCUCUUUGGCAAUCAACAUAAGCCAAAUCCACUGCAUUAA